GGAUACUGUCAGUAUAAAUAAAAGCAAAACAGAGCAGAGAGAUGGAGCUUCUUCUUCAAUACAAAGUCAGGCAAAAGUCAGAGAGAGAGACGUCGUCGCUAUUCUAGGCUCUCUUCCAUCCACGAUCAGACUUUUCUCUCUCUCUCUCUCUCAUUUUUUUCUCGGUCAGAGGAAUAGAAGAAGAAGAAGAUAAAAAGGGAUACAUGGCUGGAUGAUAAGAGCCUCAUCUCCGGAGGAGUUUCGGAGUUUUUUUGUUUUUUUUAAAAAGAUGGCAGUCUCUUUCCCUCGUCUUCCGAGGUGGUUGUGUGGUGGUAACUCUAAAGAGAGAGAUAAGAAAGACUCCAGAGGAUCCUCCUCCUCUUCACUCAAGAAGAAGAUUUAUAAUAAUAAUAAGACUGGAUCUUCUUAUUCUACGGUGAAGAAGAUUAAGAGAGGAUGGAUUGGAAGAGGAGGAUCAGGAGGAGAGGAGGAGAAGAUUGGGAACGUUGUCUACCCUCAACCUGAUGAUCCUGAGUGGUCUAUUGGCUGGGUCGAGCCGCAUGGACCAGGGUUUAAAUGUGAGGAUGAUACUGGUGGUGGGUUUGUGGUUCUUGUUCCUUGUUACAAGAAAUUAAUUGAUGGAUCAGGGAAUCAUAUUCCAAGCGGCGGCUUCUUCUCUCCUCCUGCUCCUGAUGGGAAGAAUAUGGAACAGUGGCUGUCGUCUAUGGGGAAGCUGUAAUAAACUGGAGGAUUGGCAAGAUCAAGACUGUUUCUCUCAUGUUAUUUUCAGUUUCAAAAUAAAGAAUCGAAUAAUUCAAAAAAAAAAAAAGAGGCAAUGAUUCGUGGAUAGCUUGUGGAGAAGUCUUGUGAUUUUCUGUUGCAAGUGAGUGACACCAAAACAUCAAGUCAUCUCUCAAGAAUCUACUAAUGGACAAAGGCGAUGCUGAUGGAGACUUGCCAACAUAAAAAGAUUGAAUGAAGAAUGAUGAAUUGGUAUGAUAUAAAAUAUGAUUUUGAGUAUUGGAUAUUUUUUAAUGUGGGCUGAUUCAAGUGAAAGCGUUUUCUGCUUCUGUGGUCGAGAUUAUUGGCCUUGGAAAUAAAUGUUUUUUCUGUGGUAUGUGUAAUAGUAGCGUAUAUGUACAUAAGGUUCUGUUUAAUUGUUUCUUUCUUCAAUCA
Raphanus sativus (radish) is the source of this 1155-nucleotide messenger RNA. RefSeq lists its product as uncharacterized. The record is from RefSeq and is a predicted model, not a curated record. The coding region runs from base 212 to 718 and encodes 168 amino acids. Lineage: Eukaryota; Viridiplantae; Streptophyta; Magnoliopsida; Brassicales; Brassicaceae. The transcript is spliced from 3 exons.